GGGCGGCAGCCGCAGACCCACGCCGUAAACAGACAACAUGGCGGCUGCGGCACCCGGGGCUUUGGGCGCCGUGCAGGCCGGUCGAGCCCGCCUGCUGGCUGCUUGCUGCGCACGGCUCGGCACUGGGUGGAGACUGUCCGGCUCGUGGGCGGGACGGCAGGUGGGCCCUGCGGCUUGGACCUGGGGUCCUGCCCAAAGGAGGGGAUACAGUUCUGAGGCGAAGACUGAGGACGAACUGCGGGUGCGGCACCUGGAGGAGGAGAACCGAGGAAUUGUGGUGCUUGGAAUAAACAGAGCUUAUGGCAAAAAUUCACUUAGUAAAAAUCUUAUAAAAAUGUUAUCAAAAGCUGUGGAUGCUUUAAAAUCUGAUAAGAAAGUUCGGACUAUAAUAAUCAGGAGUGAAGUCCCAGGGAUAUUCUGUGCUGGUGCUGAUCUUAAGGAAAGAGCCAAAAUGCAUUCCAGUGAAGUUGGUCCUUUUGUCUCCAAAAUAAGAGCAGUGAUUAAUGAUAUAGCUAAUCUUCCAGUGCCAACGAUCGCGGCAAUAGAUGGACUUGCACUAGGUGGUGGUCUUGAAUUGGCUCUAGCCUGUGAUAUACGAGUAGCAGCUUCCUCUGCAAAAAUGGGCCUGGUUGAAACAAAGUUGGCAAUUAUUCCUGGUGGAGGGGGAACUCAGCGAUUACCGCGUGCCAUCGGGAUGUCCCUGGCCAAGGAACUCAUCUUCUCUGCACGAGUGCUUGAUGGCCAGGAAGCCAAAGCAGUGGGCUUGAUCAGCCAUGUCCUGGAGCAGAACCAGGAGGGGGAUGCUGCCUACAGAAAGGCCCUGGACCUGGCAAGAGAGUUUCUACCUCAGGGACCUGUUGCAAUGAGAGUGGCAAAACUAGCAAUUAAUCAAGGAAUGGAGGUUGACUUAGUAACAGGAUUAGCCAUAGAAGAAGCAUGUUAUGCUCAGACCAUUCCAACAAAAGACAGACUUGAAGGUCUUCUUGCUUUUAAAGAGAAAAGGCCCCCUCGCUAUAAAGGAGAGUAGAAGAAACGGAAGUUCUAACGAUGCCAGUGUAAUAAAGGUACUUCUGGAAGUGUCUUUCAGAUCCACUCUGAUGCCUCAGCACACGGAAUCUCAAUGACCAAAGUGAAGAGCGAGUUCCUCCGUGUAGUGUGUCGAGCAUCUGGAAUGAACCAGAACAUGUGUACUUCAUACCAAUGUGUAUUAUGUUACAUUCAUUCAGAUUUAUAAAGCAAGUAGCAUAUAUUGUCAAAAAACAGAUUAAAAAUUAGGUAUAUGUUUUUAUUCCUGCA
Molecule: messenger RNA, 1296 nt
Organism: Sciurus carolinensis (gray squirrel)
Lineage: Eukaryota; Metazoa; Chordata; Mammalia; Rodentia; Sciuridae
Gene: Auh
Product: AU RNA binding methylglutaconyl-CoA hydratase
Exons: 10
Coding region: 38-1027 (329 amino acids)
Biological process (GO): fatty acid beta-oxidation
Cellular component (GO): mitochondrion
Molecular function (GO): enoyl-CoA hydratase activity
Source: RefSeq, a predicted model, not a curated record